AUGGAGAGAAACACAUCCUCCGGGAACUGCACCGAUCCCCAGAUGUCCUUCCAGUCCACCCUGUAUGCAACCACAUACACCCUCAUAUUCAUCCCCGGCCUCCUGGCAAACAGCGCUGCCCUGUGGGUCUUGUGCCGCUUCAUCAGCAAGAAAAGCAAAGCCGUCAUCUUCAUGAUCAACCUGGCCGUGGCCGACCUGGCUCAUGUCCUCUCGCUGCCCUUACGGAUGUAUUACUACAUAAAUCACACCUGGCCCUUUGGAAGUUUUCUUUGCCAGGUGUGCUUCUACCUGAAGUAUCUCAACAUGUACGCCAGUAUUUGCUUCCUCACCUGCAUCAGCAUCCAGCGGUACCUCUUCCUCCUCCAUCCCUUCAAAGCCAAGGACUGGAAGCGGCGGUACGACGCAGCCAUCAGUGCUGCCGUCUGGCUCUUCGUCGGGGCGGCGUGCCUACCCCUGCUCAUAGUGCGGAGCCCAGCCUUGUCCAACAGCACGAACACGUGCUUCUCAGACCUGGGGGUGAAGCAGCUGAGCCCGGGAGCCUCCAUCGCACUGGUGACAGUGGCCGAGCUGUUUGGGUUUGUCAUCCCCUUCGGUAUCAUCGCCUGCUGCACUUGGAAGAUGUGGCAGUCCCUGCGGGAGUGUCCAACACAGCUACAAAACGCCAGUGAGAAGCAGAAGGCUUUGCGCAUGGUCUUGAUGUGCGCGGCCGUCUUCUUCAUCUGCUUUACCCCCUACCACAUCAACUUCCCUUUCUUCAUGAUGGUGAUAGAGAACAUCAUCCGGGACUGUGCCAUUCACAGGAGCACGCUCCGCUUCCACCCCAUCUCCCUCUGCCUGGCGAGCCUCAACUGCUGCCUGGAUCCAGUCCUUUACUACUUCAUGACCUCCGAGUUCCAGGACCAGCUGCUGCGCCACAGCUGUGCUGCUCUGCGCGCUCGGUUCCUGCGCCGUGGGAGCAGCCUCUCCGUCACCGAAACUGGUGACAACAUUCAUAUGAAGAAGAGAAAUCUUCCACGUCUCAAGUUUUGGUCUCUUCCUAAGUUCUUUGGUCGAAUAAACAGCAUGGAAAUCCCCCCAAUGCCGCCUGACGAGCUUCUGCUGGAGUCCAUCUCUUGA
Molecule: messenger RNA, 1116 nt
Organism: Charadrius vociferus (killdeer)
Lineage: Eukaryota; Metazoa; Chordata; Aves; Charadriiformes; Charadriidae
Product: putative P2Y purinoceptor 10
Exons: 1
Coding region: 1-1116 (371 amino acids)
Biological process (GO): positive regulation of Rho protein signal transduction; phospholipase C-activating G protein-coupled receptor signaling pathway
Cellular component (GO): membrane
Molecular function (GO): G protein-coupled receptor activity
Source: RefSeq, a predicted model, not a curated record